AUGAUUGCUUAUGAUGAAGCAUACAUAAAAUCACUUUAAAAAAAAGCUCGCAAUUAUUCUUUUGUGUGCAAUUUGAAUAUCUUUCUUAUUAUUAUAUGGAUAAUUUAAGUACUUUAAAAUAAUAUGAUCACUUUUAAUCCUUAAUUGUAAUUUAAUACUUUUGAUUAUCAAUUGUUGGAAUAGAAUUCUAUCAAAGAACCUGAAUGGUGUUUUUCAUUUGCAUUUAAUAAGGAUUCAACAAUUUUAGCAGUUGGAUGUUAAUCUUACAUUAAAUUGUUUGAGUUCACUAAUGAAAGAGUCUCAUUGAAUUAAAUAUUAAUGAAUACAGACUUUGUAAGAUCAAUAUAUUUUAUGAAGAAGUCAUAGAAUUUGAUAUCAGGUGGUGAGGAUUCUUCUAUUUUGGUUUGGCAAAAAAAUUAAGAUCAUUAAUGGUUUAUUUACUAAAAGCUUUUAGGACAUUCUAAACCUAUUAAACAUAUAAUUAUGAAUUAAAAUGAAGAUCUUAUAAUUUCAUGUAGUAGUGAUAAAACAAUUAAAUUUUGGGUNAGUUUAGUAUGA
This is a messenger RNA of Paramecium pentaurelia, 558 nucleotides long. Lineage: Eukaryota; Ciliophora; Oligohymenophorea; Peniculida; Parameciidae. The record is from the annotation of a GenBank genome assembly.